Messenger RNA from Zingiber officinale, 760 nucleotides. RefSeq lists its product as uncharacterized. The coding region runs from base 208 to 696 and encodes 162 amino acids. Lineage: Eukaryota; Viridiplantae; Streptophyta; Magnoliopsida; Zingiberales; Zingiberaceae. The record is from RefSeq and is a predicted model, not a curated record. The transcript has a single exon.
UCUAAACAACCCACAAUCCGUGUAGUUCGCUUAAUUGCCUUCUCCGCGGCUCUGCCCAACGAGAAGGCUGUCUUCCCUCAAUAGGUCAUGUAGAAAGCAGAUCGAUCGAUCGACGACGGAGAACGAGCUCCGAUGCUAAUCUGAUACAUCAUCGAUCAAAUUGCAAUUCGCCGCGGGAAUCAAAUCCCGGCGGCCGCCGCAGCUCCGAUGGCGCCCAGCGAGGGGAGGCGCAGCAACGUCUGCAUCUGGCUCAUCUCCUGCCUCUUCUUCCUCGUCCUCCUCGCCGGCGGAGGCUUCCUCGUCCUGUACAUCACCUUGCCGGAAACAGAGGACGCGAUUUGGCUCCCCAUCGCAGGGAUCAUCCUGGUGGCCAUUCCAUGGGUCUUUUGGACCAUAACGUGCAUUUACCAAUCCAUCAAGGUGAGAAACGGAGGAGAGAAGCAGCCGGCGGCUAAAGCUUCAGCGCUUAAUUCCCCGGUGGCGGCCGCCGCCCAUGACUCGCCGGUCAAUUCCCCAGGCGGCGAGAGAAAAGUGCGGUUCGGCAAUGCGACCGUCACAGGCGAGACCGGGAAGACAUCGGAGGGCGAGAAGGCCGAUAACGGAGGCUCGACGAAUGCCAGGAGCGACGGUGAAUCGUCGCUCAACUCGCACGAAAGCGAAGCGCCGCUGGCUUUCUCGACGUCAUCAGCCGCGUGAAGUGCUGACAGAUUUUAAAAAUUACAGCUUUUUUACCGAACCGCUAUGUAAUUUUGUCAAUUAU